AUGUUGUUGACUUCAGGCGACGCCGGCUCCAUCCUGAUGGGUGUGCUAGUGGCCGUCCAAGUUGCUCAAUCAAGGCCGAUUGAGUUUUCAGCCACCACGCCCGCUUUUCCCCAAAUGACACCCUUUCACCCUCUGCCACCCAGAGAUGUCCGCGGAAAUUUCGUAGUGACCGUGGUUAAUUCCCACACAGCCCCGGUGGUGACUCGGUUUGGACAGGCCGUCGGUGCCCUGGCGCCGAUUCAAAAUAAAUCCUGCAACGCUACCGUUCUCACCCGGGGAGAGACCGCGUCGUUCGCUGUGCCGACCGGAUGGUCCGGACGGCUGGCCAUGUGGGAAGACGGCUACAGUAAUAUUCUCGACAGAGCCUCGUUGUUCGAAGGGACCUUCGGGUACGACCCGGGAAACGGCGCGGUGAUGGCAAUGGAUAUCAGUUACGUAGACGGAUUUACGGUUCCGAUAACCUGCGGGUGCAACGGCACGACGGUGCUCGGGUGCAACCUGAACCUGCUCGACAACUGUCCGAAACAAUACCUACUAAACAACAAGACGUGCGCGAACCCGCUCAGGGACAGCCCGUCAUCUGGAACUGGGAACAUCUUCGGGGACUGCCAGAAUCUCGCGUACACGUACUCGUAUGACGACGCGGCUACCUUCAUGGGCAUCCCCGGUUGCCCCCGUAAUGUCCAGUGCUGCGUAGGGGUCGCCUGUAAGGCGAAUCCCAAGCAACAGGUUUGCCCCGGACCAGAUGGCCACGCCAGGAGGUGCUCCUGA
Messenger RNA from Durotheca rogersii, 771 nucleotides. RefSeq lists its product as uncharacterized. NCBI's taxonomy places the organism in Eukaryota, Fungi, Ascomycota, Sordariomycetes, Xylariales, Xylariaceae. Bases 1 to 771 code for a protein of 256 amino acids. The transcript has 4 exons. The record is from RefSeq and is a predicted model, not a curated record.